Episyrphus balteatus (marmalade hoverfly) is the source of this 3394-nucleotide messenger RNA. It is a transcript of the gene foi, whose product is annotated as zinc transporter foi. Gene Ontology annotation, molecular function: zinc ion transmembrane transporter activity. The transcript has 7 exons. Lineage: Eukaryota; Metazoa; Arthropoda; Insecta; Diptera; Syrphidae. Gene Ontology annotation, cellular component: membrane. Gene Ontology annotation, biological process: intracellular zinc ion homeostasis; zinc ion import across plasma membrane. The record is from RefSeq and is a predicted model, not a curated record. The coding region runs from base 365 to 2410 and encodes 681 amino acids.
UUGCUAAUUGCCUUGAUGUUUUGCGUGGCGUUCGUGCUUCACUUUGGAUAAAAUAUAUUUUUGGUUGUCGGUUGUUGUUGGGUUGUUGUAUAACACAACAGCAGCUACAACACCAAACAAAACCAACCAAUAUGAUAAAUCAGCAAUGCGUGUUUUGUUGCUGGCAAUAAUUGAGGAAGUCUCUAGGCAAUAUUUUAUCGAUAUCAGUUCGUGCUACUACGAUCUUCAUCUGCUGGCACACAUGUCAAAUUAAACAAGUAAAGAUUCAUAUAGUCGGGUAUACGACAUAACCAAGGCAGUCCGGUAAAAAUAAAUUGCAUGUUGAGACUGAACAUAGUUGGCGGCGUGAGAAGACGACGAACCAAUGGCUCGUCAUAUUAUGGCUGUUUGUGUUGUGUGUCUGCUUUGUGCAGAGCACUUACCUUGCGAGGAACACAUUGAAUCCGUAUCAUCUGAUCUUCGACUGAAUGCAAAAGUCUUCCACGGAAGCGAUAUCGAUAGUAGAACCAGUGAUUAUUCCAGUUAUUCGAGUUUUCAACACAGUGAAAACCAUUUGAUUGAUGAUGGUUACGAUAAGUCAAGACGUCGAAGAAAAAACACAUUAUCCAAGACAGAUUCGAGAAGUAAACGACAUGCAGGACAUCAUAAUGCAAACACAAUGGAGUCUCAACAUAAACCCGAAAUCACAGAAGAUUUUAUGAGACGAAUUUUUCAAGAACAUGGUCAGGAAGAUGGUACAAUCAAUAUAAAUCAAUUUGAAAAUAUGCUUAAAAAACUUGGACUCUUCAAGAUGGUAGAAGAAAAAGCUUCAAAUGAAUCUUGCGCAUCGAGUCAUCAAAUUGUGGAUAGCAUAAAACAUCACCACCAAGAAGAUCAUAACACAAAAUCUGGCCACAAAUGUAUGAGUGAUCCAUAUUCGAAUACGCCCUGCAAAGAAUCACCUGCACCGUCCAAAGAAUCAAUAUCCCUUGACUCAGAUGAUUUAAUCAAUCUGUGUCCAGUUCUACUAUAUCAACUUGCAUCCAAUGUGACACUUGAAAAAUCAGGCUGUGUAAACAGUUCAUUAUUGUUUGCUGACAAUUUAUACCAAACUCUUGAGCCUCAAGAAAAAGAAUUAUUUUAUGUGUGGACUUAUUCUUUCUUAUCAGUGCUCGGAUGUGGACUUUUGGGUCUAAUUGGUGUUGCCAUUAUACCAUUCAUGGAUUCUAGAUACUAUAAGCACAUUAUACAGUAUCUAGUGUCUCUAGCUGUUGGUACCAUGACAGGUGAUGCCCUUUUGCAUUUAUUGCCGCACUCUCUUGCAGGUCAAACUGAGUCAAAUAUGGUAUACAAGGGGUUAACCUGCAUGGGUGGUAUCAUUUUCUUUUACAUCACCGAACACGGACUGACAAUGAUAUCGGAAUGGCGAAAGGGACGAGAAAAAAAAGAUACUCAAACAUCGCGAGCAAAAGUCGUUCGAGAUCCAGAGUCGUCGAUUAAUAAUUCAGUUGCUGGCGACAAGCUCUGUAAAUCAAAGUACAGUUCUUAUCCUUAUUGCUAUGAUGAGAUUGCAAUGGAUACAAAGAAUGAUGUUUGGCUACAUUUGCCAAAUCCCGAAGGCAAUGAUUUGGCUGCUGAAAAGAAUAGCAGUAGCAGGGAAAAUGGUGAUGCUAAUGAAACGGCUCAAAGUCUGCUCUCGCAAAACUACACACCCAUAUCCGAUUUGAACCACCGAAUUCCGGAUAGUAACACAAUAUCAACGAAUCUAGACGAUACGUCACUUGCAGAUGGAACAACCGGUGGAAGUUGUGGAAAAGAUAAGCCUCUAGUACGAAACGAUACGGUUACUGUGAUACUCAGAGAACAUGAGUCAUCACAUCAUGGGCACUCGCAUAAACAUGGGCAUGUUCAUUCGCCGCCAGAGUCGUUAAGUGCUGUAGCUUGGAUGAUCAUAAUGGGUGAUGGGUUACACAAUUUUACUGAUGGAAUGGCGAUUGGUGCCGCAUUUGCUGAUAAUAUUGCAGGAGGUUGUUCGACUUCCUUGGCAGUAUUCUGCCAUGAAUUGCCUCACGAACUAGGAGACUUUGCCAUAUUGAUAAAAGCUGGAAUGUCCGUCAAAUCCGCCGUUUAUUACAAUCUUCUUACAGGCAUACUCAGUUUUAUUGGUAUGAUAUUCGGAAUAUUAUUUGGUCAGUCACAAGAAGCUGCCCAAUGGAUGUUUGCUGCCGCUGCCGGUUUAUUUAUUUAUAUUGCUUUAGUUGAUAUGAUGCCAGAAUUAUCAGCAGCUCAUAAAACAUUGGAACAAUUUGCAUUACAAAUAUUUGGAAUGUCUACAGGAGUUUUUCUGAUGCUUCUAAUAGCAGUCAAUGAAAAUCGUCUAAUGACAUUAUUUUCACCAAAUCCUGGUGAAAUGAGCGGUCAUAGUCAUUGAAAUAAAAUAAAAAAAAAAACAAAAAAAUACAAAUAAAUGUGAGAAAUGCACAGUCAACAGAAAUGCCACAGAUGAAUACAAAUUGCUUAUGUAUGCAUUUGUAUUGUUUACUUAAGUUUACUUAACUUAAAACUAUAGAUUAUAAGAAUUAAAAAUGAAAAAAGGAAAACUCAACACUUAACAAAAACAAAAAUUAAACACAAAUAAUUUAGUUGUAAGUUUAUAUUUUCGCUACAUGAAUAUUUAUCUGUAAAAAGCAAAAACAAAAAACACAUACUCUCUUUUUUUUUACAUAAAUUAUAAUAUAAUUUUUUUCUUAAUUAAGGAAUAAAAUAUACUGCCUACGAAUCCAAAAAAAAAAAAAAAAUAAACAAGAGUAUAUAAUUCCUAACCAUUUUAUGAGAGUUCUUAGCAUUCACAACAACAAAACAAGAAAUCAAUAUUUACUAAAAAAAAAGUACUUAGCAUUUUUUUGUUCUUUAUUGUCAAAAAAUCUACACAGCCUAUAGUGCUACUCGUGAAAUGAAUGAAUUACAAAAACAAAAUUCUCAAUAUCAUACAUUUAACAUAAAUAUUUUGAUUUAGGAUUUAUUUUUGUAAUUGAAAUGCAUUUUUUCUUGUUUGUAUGUAUGUAUUCUCAGAGUUACUAAGUUAAAAUUAAUGGGCUCAGUGCUUUAAGGAACGAAAUUAGUAUAGCCAAUUUAUAGGCUUUCUUUUGAGUGUUUGAUCUUUAGUUCAUUUUUUUUUUAAUUUUUUCGAGUAGAAAUUAUUCUUUGAACGAAGAGGAACUUUACGUUUUUCUAUAUUCUAUACUCAAAACUUGUCAUUAAAUUAAAUUUACAAUAUUAAUUAUUAUUUUAAAUAUACGCAUGUUUUCAAUUUUUAGCACUGAGCAUAUAAAUCUUAACUAAAAAAAAAUCCAGCUUACUUUGUACAAAUAGUUGAUUUUUAAUUUUGUAAUAAAAAUAUUGUUAUAUUAACGGG